Penicillium arizonense is the source of this 3414-nucleotide messenger RNA. RefSeq names its product WD40 repeat domain-containing protein. Gene Ontology annotation, molecular function: protein binding. The transcript is spliced from 5 exons. The record is from RefSeq and is a predicted model, not a curated record. NCBI's taxonomy places the organism in Eukaryota, Fungi, Ascomycota, Eurotiomycetes, Eurotiales, Aspergillaceae. The coding region runs from base 1 to 3414 and encodes 1137 amino acids.
AUGGAUGGUUUAUCCUCGGCGGCGAGCGUUAUUGCGGUCAUUCAACUAACGGGAAGCCUCGUGAAGCUUUGUGGGGGGUACAUUCAAGAGGUGCAAGAUGCACGAGACGAAGUUUUCACAUUACAACGGGUGAUUGCAGACCUCCGAGGCACCCUCCAAGACCUGCAGAAAUUCCUCGAAAGUAACUACGGAAAGGCCCUACCUACCUCAUCGCGACUAGUCAGCAAUAUAACCGAGUGCCUCUCCGACCUCCAAGCCUUAGAAGCGAGGCUUGAUCUAGGAAAGGGAAAGAAGCUGAUGAGGAAAUUGGGCUUACGAGCCUUCAAGUGGCCGCUGAAACGCACAGAGGUAGAGGGUGUUGUUCAGAACCUCGAGAGAUAUAAAUCUUCAUUUCUAUUAUCUUUACAGGUAGAUCAGACCUCCCUGAUGGUUGGCCUGGCUCAGGAUAUAGAUCUGGGGCAGUUGGAUGGUGCAAUGGAGGCAGGGAUUUCUGGAAUGAGGUUUGGCGUACAAGAGGCACUCCGUCAUGACCCUGACAUUGCGUCAAAAUCGCUUAGGGAGCAGUUUGAGAAAUUACUCCUUCAACCACUGCUCAAUCUCAACCAACUCGGCCGACAACCUCAAAUCGCAGUGAUGGUGAUCGACGCUUUAGACGAAUGUGAACGUGAUGAAGAUGUCCGAAACAUAAUUCGAUUACUGCCUCUUCUACAAAACGCAAAAACGGUUCACCUUCGGAUUUUCUUGACUAGUAGGCCUGAACUCCCCAUCAGCCUCGGUUUUUCAGAUAUCGCGGAUCAUGAUUACCAGCACGUAGCUCUUCACGAGGUACCCGAAGAAGUGACAGAACAUGAUAUACGUUUGUUCCUACAAGACCGAUUUACGAAGAUCAAACACGACAGAAAUAUUUCCCCAGACUGGCCCGGCGAUGACGUCAUUGAAAAAUUGGUUGCGAUGUCCGUUCCACUGUUUAUUUCGGCUGCCACCGUGUGCCGUCACAUUGAAAAAUCAAAAUGCGAACCCAAAUUGCGCCUCGCAGAGCUUAUAAUGGACCAAGCCAAAUAUGUAUCAAGAAUGGACAAGACAUACCUGCCGAUUCUGACGCGACUACUGGACGAUCAAGAGAGUGAUGAGUUGGAGCAGCAGCAGCUCCUGCAAGAGUUCCAGGGAAUAGUCGGUGUCAUCAUCCUUCUUGCUGUUCCACUUUCUAUAAAUGCGCUGUCGCUUCUUCUUGGGAUAGGAGCAGAUCAGAUCAGCAAUCGAUUGGAUUCGUUCCGGUCGGUUUUAAGCAUUCCUGAUGACCGAGAUCAGCCUGUUAGGAUUUUACAUCUAUCAUUUCGGGACUUUUUGGUCCAGCCUAGGCCCAAGUUUACUGUUGAUGAGCCAAGAAAGCAUAAAGACAUUGCCAAGUCGUGUCUCAAAACUAUGCGGAGUCGCCUGCAGAAAGAUAUAUGCAAUCUAGCGAGCCCUGGAACGCAUAGGGCAGACAUCGACCCUCAAGAUAUUCGCCAGCAUCUACCACCGGAAUUACAAUACUCUUGUCGUUACUGGAUAUACCAUUUUGAACAUAGUCAGGCUUUUCAUUCUGAGAUAGAAGAAGUGCGACUAUUCCUCCAGAAGCAUUUCUUGCACUGGGUGGAAGCCAUGAGCCUGCUUGGUCUUAUAUCGGAGGUGGUGGGUAUGCUUGAUCUCCUUCACACGACUAUAUUAGACAAUAACGAUUCCGCACUCGCUGUCUUUGUACAUGAUGCAAAGCGCUUUAUUCUUAAAAAUCGACAUAUAGCCGAUAAGGCGCCUCUUCAGAUUUAUUGUGCAAGCUUGGUAUUUGCACCUCGAAUGGCAAUCAUUCGUAGAGAGUUCAACACAGAACUUCCUAUUUGGUUAUGCCAAUUACCGCAAGUGGAGGAAACAUGGAGCGCAGAAUUACAAAAUUUUGAAGGACAUUCAGAUUUGGUUUGGUCGGUAACUUUCGCACCUGACGGGCAGCUGCUGGCCUCCAGUUCCGAUGAUCAAACAGUGCGGCUCUGGGACCUUUCGACUGGCUCCCUUCAGCAGACUCUUGAAGGCCAUUCAGACUUGAUUUGGUCGGUGAUGUUCUCACCUGACGGGCGCUUACUGGCAUCUGGCUCCUAUGAUAAAACAGUGCGGAUCUGGGACCCUACGACAGGUACCAUGCUACGGACCCUGCGGGGUCAUUUUCACUCGAUUACAUCAGUAGCCUUUUCGCCUGACGGGCUACUACUGGCGUCUGGCUCCUAUGAUAAAACAGUACGGCUCUGGGACCCUACGACGGGUGCCUUGCAACGGACUCUGAAGGGCCAUUUAGACUACGUUAACUCAGUGACAUUCUCGCCCAAUGGACGACUACUGGCGUCCGGCUCCGAUGAUCAAUCAGUGCGGCUCUGGGAUCCUACGACGGGCACUCUUCAACGGACCCUCGAAGGCCAUACACAUUCAGUCCAGUCAUUGGCCUUCUCGUCCGAUAGCCCGUUGCUGGCGUCUGGCUCCUACGAUGGAACAGUACGGCUCUGGGACACUAUAACGGGCGACCCACUGAAAAUUAUCGGCAACCACUUAACAUGGGUGAGGUCAGUAGCAUUUUCGCCUAACGGGCGGCUGCUGGCGUCUGGCUCCUAUGAUAAAAAAAUAAGAUUAUGGGACCCUACAACAGGCGAUCUAGAACAUACUCUUGAAGGCCAUCUAGACUGGGUUUGGUCAGUAGCAUUCUCGCCCGAUGGGCGGCUGCUGGCUUCUGGCUCUAACGACCGAACGGUACGGCUCUGGGACCCCACGAUAAGAGGCCCAAAAGAAAGUCGCGAUGACUAUGUGGACGAAGUUUGGUCAGUAGCCUUCUCGCCUAACGGACAGUUGCUGGCGUCUGGUCACUAUGAUAAAACAGUGCGGAUCUGGGACCCUACGACAGGGGCCAUGCUACGGACCCUGCGGGGCCAUUUGCGCUCAAUUACAUCAGUAGCCUUUUCACCUAACGGGCUGCUACUGGCGUCCGGCUCCUGCGAUCAGACAGUGCGGCUCUGGGACUCCAUAACAGGCGCCCUACAACAAACUCUCGAAGGCCAUUCAUAUCCAGUUAAUUCAGUUGCAUUUUCACCUAACGGGCGGCUACUGGCGUCCGCCUCCCGCGAUCUGACAGUGCGGCUCUGGGACCUCAAGACGGGUUCUCUGCAAUAUAUCAUCGAGGGCCAUUUAGACUCGGUUAAGUCAGUGACGUUCUCACCCGAUGGGCGGUUACUGGCAACGGGCUCUAAUGAUCAAACGGUGCGGCUCUGGGACCUUUCGACGGGUACCCUUCAACAGACCUUCGAGGGCCAUUCAGACACAAACAGUGCGGCUCUGGGAUACUACGAAAUGCGACUUACAGCAGACUUGGAAUGUGGAAGGGGACGCCACUCAUCUUGA